This is a messenger RNA of Caenorhabditis sp. 36 PRJEB53466, 3315 nucleotides long. NCBI's taxonomy places the organism in Eukaryota, Metazoa, Nematoda, Chromadorea, Rhabditida, Rhabditidae. The record is from the annotation of a GenBank genome assembly.
AUGAAAGUGGCGAAAAUGAGCAAGAAAACGGUCGGGCUCAAAAAGAAGAAGGCGAUUCCGAAACGGGCGCCUUCUGAAGACGAGGCGACGUCUUCUGAUGAAGAAGUGCCGAAGUUGGACGGAGAAGGAAGUUUGGACGGGCACGAAUCGGACGAGGAGGACGACGGAACGGUGCAGGUGCAGAAGGGCGGCAUCAAGAAACACAAGCUCGACCUCGAGAAGUACAAUAUUCUUUUCAUCUUUUUCAUUUUCACAAUUUAUCUUGUAGGCUCAAACUGACGGAUCCGGAGUUCUUCAAAUUUCUUCAACAAGAAGACGCGGAUCUUUUGAAUAUGGAGGCCGAAGACGAUGACGACGACGAAGGGGAGGAUUCAGACGAGGAAGAAGAAGAGGAAUCAGAUGAAGAUGACGAUGAGGACGAUGAGGAUGAGACGAAAGUGAAGAAGAUCAAGAAGCCGAAAGCGAAAUCCGAUAGCUCCGGACGAUUGAUUGUCGAUUCGGGCGUCUAUUCGUAUUUGCAACAAGUGCUUGUGCUCGAUGAUGAGGUAGAAUGAGUGUGGAACUACAGUGAUCCCUUGGUGUUUGUAGACUCGAGCCAAACUUUCCGAAUUUAGGCUUGAGUACGCAAACACCGAUGGACAAAAGCGGUAAAUUGAGAGUAACCCCAUAUCAGAUAGUCAUUUUACAAAGUCAGAUCCGAUCGGUUAUUUAAAAGUUCGAGUAUUAGGUCAAACAGUUCAGUUCAGAAUAGUCCAUACCCUUCCGAUUCCAGACCUCCACGCCAAUCAACCCGUCGGACGUGCGCAUGGCCGUCGACGUGUUCGUCGCGUGCGUGGCCCGCGUCGGCGCGGACAUCGAGGCGCCGAAGUACGUGAUCAACGAGCAGUCCAUCUUCGAGGCGGUAGUCCGUCUCUGCUUCCAAGCGAUGCCAGACGUGCUCAAACGGCUGCUGCGCGCCAAACCGGAAGGCGAAAAGGUGCUCUUCUCGAAGACGGCCAUCAAAAAGUACCAAACGUACGUGCGCACGUACCUCCACGCGAUGAUCGUGUUCCUGAACGAGGUGCAAACUACCGAAGUGCUCAUCGCGACGCUCAAAGCAAUCACUCGCCUUGUCGAUCUCUACGCGCACUUUUCGAGAAUGUCCCGUCUUUUGAUCAAGGUAAAAUCCACAAAAAGUGGGGAAAACCUUGUGUGUUUUUCCAGGCGAUUGUUCGAAUUUGGAGCCGCAAAACUUUGGAAUGCCGUCUGCCGGCGUUCGUUUGCAUGAAUUUGCUCGUCAAAAACUAUCCGCAGCACUUUGUGCCGCUUUACAAGGUAUUUGGAGUGAAAGUUGAGAAAAUUGAAAGAAAUAGGCUGUUUUCGAAGGAAUGACCUAGAAAUCCACAAAAUGUGUUUUCCAGACCGCCUACGUGGCAUUUGUGGCCAACUCGAAGGUGGUGACGAACGAGACGUGGCCGCUGCUCCAAUUCAUGCACCGCACGUUCGCCGAGCUCACGAUUCUGAAUCCGGAGGCAGCGUACAAGUACGCAUUCGUCUACAUUCGUCAGACGGCCGUUCAUCUCCGCAACGCAAUGAUUGCCAAGGGACGCAAGGUUAGAAAUGACUGAAAACGUGUGGCCUAACUUUUCCUUUGCAUAAUUUCAGGACCUGAUCUUCUCGAUCUACAACUGGCAAAUGAUGCAGUGCAUGUACAUGUGGGUGCGUGUCAUCGCGAAAGCGCACUCGGUGAACGGAGCCGAGACGAUCGGAGAACUCGUCUAUCCGCUCAUUCAGGCCAUCGUCGGCAUCUUUAGGUACCUCCCAAAUUGAUGGAUUUUCUGGAAAACCCGGAAAUUUUGCAGACUUUGCAACGCGCCGACAUUCCUUCCGCUCCGUCUUCACUGCUGUCAACUGCUCAUCCAGCUGCAAGCCAGUUGCACCAAUUAUAUUCCGAUUCUGCAGCUCUCGUGUGAUGUUAGUACGGGUUUUCAAAGAGUUUCUCAAAGAUUUUAAAACUUCUCGAGUUGCUUUUGAGCUCUAAUAGCAGUUCGUAGGGGCUUCGGUGCAUUUAUAGGUUUUCCGAAAGUUCUGAAGCUUUCGGAGCAAGUCUAGAAUGAAUUGGAGCACUAUGAACCGUGGAAGAGAAAAUUUCUGAAGUGCCUUGGACAGCUUAGAAACUGUGACAGACCUGAACCCUUUUGGAAUGAAGCUUUCUGUCGACCCUAUGCUUCUUCAACACCUAUCUUCGAUCAAUUCCAUUUUCAGUGCCUGGAAGAGCUCGCCCGUGAGCUGAAAUCGAAGCCGAAGGUGGCGAAAGGAGCGGUGAAGCUGCCGGACAUGGAGUGCACACUCAAGUGCUCCUCGCAGUACGUCGACCUGCCGCAGUGGCGGAAAGUGGUGUGCGAGCACGUGUUCCGCACGAUGAUGCAGGCCGCGCAUCUGCUCGCCAGCCAGGCCGCCUUCCCCGACGUCGUUCUGCCCGUCAAUCAUCGAGUUAGUACUGUAGUCUCUCAGAAAGUCUUUUGAGCUCUAAUAGUUGUUUUGAACCUUCUACAGUAAUUCUUUAUGAAGUUAGUAGUACUACUGUAGAAGUUUAGUGCAUCAUUUCAGAUCUCGUCGAUUCUGGAGACGAUGAAAAACGGCGACUACGCUCAUUUGUUUCGCGGAUACCAGACGAAACUGAAAGAGCAUUCGCGCUUCGUCCUGGACGUUCUUGCCAGCAAACACGUGGAUUUGAACGAUGAGAUGCAAGUGGUACGUCUAUUUCCAAUUUAUCAUCGCUGUUAACCAGUUGGAGCAGAUGUUUAUGAAACAUAAAUUGUAUUAUUUUCCAGCGCGCCGUCCGUUUCGACCUCAACAAUCCGGAUUCGCCGAUCAAGACGUUCUAUCGGCAGUGGGAGAAGGUGUGGAAGAUGAAGGAGAGAAGUGCUCUCGAGAACUCGGUACGUUACGAAACAUGUGUAUUUUUGACGCGAAAAACGGUUUCACCACAGCAAAUUUGCCCAGAAAUUGUUAAAAUUAAUCAACUUUGACUAAUCAGAAUUAAUCAACUUUGAAUUCAAGUGAAAUUUGUACAUUCUAGCGCAAAAACUGAAAAAUCAGUAGUUUUUGCAGAAGAAAGACGAAAAGAAGAAGAAGAAGGAAGAGGAAUCGGCGACGAAGAAGCGGAAGGCCACUGUAGACGUGGAAGAAGAAGAAGAGGGAGAUGAAGACGUGAAGCCGGAGAUUUCGAAGGCGAAACGAAAGCGUAUAAAGAUCGGAGCGGCGGCGAAGAAGGCCGACGCGACGGUCCCCGACCAAUUCGCCGAUAUGGGCGCGUGGAGUGACGAGGAUUAA